CUUUAUAGGCUCGUGGUACUUGGAGAUGGGGGCGUUGGGAAGACAGCGAUGGUCAUCCAACUGACUAUGAAUCACUUCGUGGAAACUUAUGAUCCAACGAUCGAAGAUACAUAUCGCAAGCAAUUAGACAUUAAUGGCAAAUCAUGCAUGCUAGAAGUUCUCGACACAGCGGGCCAAGAAGAGUACACUGCUCUUCGCGAGCAAUGGAUCCGAGACAGCGAGGGAGCCGUGCUCGUGUACAGCAUUACCAGUCGGAGUUCGUUCAGACGUAUCCAGCGCUUCAAUGCGCAAGUUCUCCAUGUCAAGGGUGUUGAGAAAUUCCCAAUUCUUCUGGUUGGGAAUAAGUCUGAUCGCGUGACCGAACGCGAAGUCUCAACACAAGAAGGGUACGCAUUGGCACGAGAACUUGGUUGCGAGUUCACGGAAAGCUCGGCCAAGAAUCGAAAGCAUAUACAAGAAUCUUUCAUGGAUAUUGUACGACAAGUACAGAAAUAUCGCCUACAG
Molecule: messenger RNA, 504 nt
Organism: Mollisia scopiformis
Lineage: Eukaryota; Fungi; Ascomycota; Leotiomycetes; Helotiales; Mollisiaceae
Exons: 2
Biological process (GO): signal transduction
Cellular component (GO): plasma membrane
Molecular function (GO): GTP binding; GTPase activity; GDP binding
Source: RefSeq, a predicted model, not a curated record